GCGUGCGUAGAAAGCUCAAGAAGUUUUGUGGCUAAGGAAGUUAGUUGUCACUUCAGACAGGCAGGCAGACAGGCGUCUGAACUAAAACUUCCCGCUUCCAACAGUUCUGACAAGCCACUCACCAUUCCAGUCACCCAGUAAGAUAGAGCAUAUACAAUGAAAAUAGUUGACACAUUCACUUCCAAUGCUGAUUAAAAUACUUUUCUAUAACUGAAAGUGGUUUCUUGCAUUCAGUUCCUUCAACUUGAACACCGUCCUUGGAAUGAAUCAUGUUGCACUUUAUCGGGCAACAGCUGACGAUUCAUAACUUGUUUUUAUUUAUUGAUUCAGCUGAACUGUGCAAAAACAAGCAAAAAGAAAACCGCAAAAGCGAUAUUCAUAAGCAAACGGACGCGUGUAUUUCCACGCGUAACAACGACUUCAAUCUGGCCGGAAGCAGCAGCAGCAUUUCCAAUAACCAUUACAAGACUGAACGCCAGCCAUCAUCAUCGUCCGGGAAGCUAGCACAGAAGAUGGCCUCCACUGGCGAAAUAUGGCUGCAGUGGUUCUCCUGCUGUUUCCAGCAGCAGCAGCAACGCUCUCCCACCCGCCGGCCACAUCAUCAACGUUUGCGCAUCGAUCGUUCCAUGAUCGGUAAUCCGACGAAUUUUGUCCACACUGGUCACAUUGGUUCAGCAGAUGUGGAACUGUCCGCCAACCGACUCAAUGCGAUCUCAACACAAAUGCAGAGCAAGGGCGGCUACGAAACAAACUCGAUACACUCGCUGCACGCCUGCUGAUGAAGGAGCACACACACACACA
Drosophila grimshawi is the source of this 801-nucleotide messenger RNA. RefSeq names its product CDC42 small effector protein homolog (gene Spec2). The coding region runs from base 270 to 779 and encodes 169 amino acids. The transcript has 3 exons. Gene Ontology annotation, cellular component: plasma membrane. Gene Ontology annotation, biological process: regulation of Rho protein signal transduction. Lineage: Eukaryota; Metazoa; Arthropoda; Insecta; Diptera; Drosophilidae. Gene Ontology annotation, molecular function: small GTPase binding. The record is from RefSeq and is a predicted model, not a curated record.